AUGGCGUCUCCUUCAUUCUCUGGCACAUUGACAACAAACACGCCACUUCCGUUAAACUGUACCAAGGAUGUAUCUGAUUCAUCAGGGAUCAUAGCUGGAGGUGUAUUUGGCGGUAACUUGAUUGGCGUUCAAAACAGUACCUACAACUACAAUCGGCAUGACCCAACGAAGCAUAAACACGAAGUUCUUCAAUGGCUGUGUCCGCAGGAUAUCUUCUCUUCACUUACAACCCCGGCCCAGGGACAAGGUGACCAAGACGCUCACAAAAAUGCCGGAGCAAGUUUCAUGAGCUCCUCCCAGUUUGGAGACUGGGUUUCUGGAAAGGAAAAGAGACUCUGGGGAAUGGCACCACCUGGCGCGGGAAAGACAUUCCUUGUUUCCCGUAUUCAGGCCGAGCUGGCGAACCACGCCAUGCUCAAAGGCGAUAAGAGUACCUCCAAGGUGGCUGUCCUGUACAUGCAUUACGGUGGUAAUCACUCAGCAGAUAUGCUGCUCGCUUGUAUUCUCAGGCAAUUUAUCCAAGACUCGCCCUCAAUCCCACCCAAAAUCGAGGAGUUGAGAAAUAAGAACCCAGGCGCUCAACCAGAUACACGAGACCUUGUGCCACUCAUUCAAGGACUUGCUAACGACAACAACCUGUUUCUUGUUGUUGAUGCCUGGGAUGAGUGCAAGCAUGAGGUUGGACGGCUAUUUCUUAACGAAAUCGCCCCCCUGGACGAUGAUAUAUCUGUAUUCAUCACCUCGAGGUUUACUAGUGACACCGAAAGCUGCCUUUCUGACUUUCGAUCCGUCAAAAUCUCGGCCACCGUCGAUGAUAUUCGAGACUACGUCAGCCACAUCAUUGCACAUAAUAAGCGGUUGAAUGAGUUUGUACGAACUGAUAAGAAACUUGAGAACGAUAUCAAGCACAAGCUCAUCAACCAAUCCGGCAGAAAUGAUUCCGGGGCUAUUAUAUUCUUGCUCGUUCGAUUACACAUGGAUUCCCUAAAGGAACAAGUUCUUCUGGAAGAUGUCAGAAUCAAGUUGAACGAGUUGAAACACGACAUCAAUGACAAGUACCGAGACAUCAUAAAACGUAUUGGCAACCAAGAUUCGUCACGACAGAAGAUUGCCGUAAACGCCCUUGCUUGGAUCACCCACGCAUAUCGUCCGUUGAUGGCUGAAGAGCUUCGACAGGCUCUUGCUGUCAACCCAAAAGACCGACAAUUCAAGCCGGGAAGAAUGCCACUGGUAGACGACAUCAUUGCUUUCUGCUGCGGGAUGGUCGUGCACGAUCGCUCUUCGGAUACCUUUCGGCUCGUUCACAACACAGCAACAGAAUUUAUGAAGGGUCUCGGCGGCGAGACUCUCGCCAUUAGUGACGAAGGGUUCAAGGAUCCUCACUGCUACAUAUCCCAAGUUAUCGCAACCUACCUAUGCAUACCUGCUCUUGAACAGCCAGAUGAUACAGAUCAGAUGAAGUCGUACGCAGUCGAUCUAGAUGAGUAUCCGCACCACCAUGAUGAACAAAAGUCGUAUGAGACUCAGCACCGAGGAUAUCGUAGGCCGGUCGACAAGAGAAACCCCAACGGAAUCUCGUACCGAAGAAAGAUAUGCACAUUUCCGCUGACCAAGUACGCCGGCAUGUACCUUGGUCGCCAUCUUCGCGCCAUACGGGAUCUGCAGUCUGCUCCCGCCAAGAAUGCCCUAGAUAUUACCUAUGAGCUCCUGUCUCAGAGGCCGAAAAGACUAUUCUACGACCGUCUACUUGAUCACUCACGUUCCUACCCUCCCCUAAAACCAGAAGUCAGUUAUCUACGCCGGGCCUUUGGCUCCGCUAGGUCUCACAGUUACGACGAUGAAAUAGACUCAUCAGAUGAAGAAGGGCACACUGACCCCUCGGCUCCUUCACGCAAGAUCACGCCUCUGCAUCUCGCAGCUCAUAUCGGUAUCACUGAGCUAGUUUCUCGCUUCCUGACCGAUGCGGCUCUCCUUCAAGUGAGAGACUACAGUGGUCUGAACCCGUUGGGUGUUGCUCUAUGCUCGGGCUACACUGACGUAGUUCUGUGCCUACUCAAGGCAGGUUCGAACUUGGAUCUUGAGUCGAGAGAGGGAUGCCACCUCUUGUUAUUCGCAGCGCAAUCAGAUAUUCGAGCCCAAGAAGUAGUUCAUCGUAUCCUUGAGCAUUCGCUACUUAUUCCAAACAAGGGGAGGAACUUUUUCUUUGAGUAUUUGAGGUGGCUUUGGAUACUGGCAAUCACCAAACUUCGUUACCAUGGUUCAAGAAUUCUUCAACUUUGCCAAGCAUCACGUCCAUGCUGGAGAGCUCCUCAGCCUGAUAAGAAAGAGUCGCCAUCUACGAAUGCGAGCCCCUCAGAAGCUAAAGUUGAGAAAACGGUGCAUUUCUCGCUUAGUGCCGAGGACCUCACAACGAUGAGUCCAACUCCGUCCACGUUCCGUAUACCGAGGACUUACAGUGAAGCGAUCUUCACCCCAAAACGUCAAGAGCAGAGAGACUAUAUCAAACUUGUUGCAGCAGCCCUUCAUAAUGACUGCGAAAAGAUCGAGUCUCUUGUAGAAGAAGGCAGAGUACUUCUCGAACCCUGUCACGGCCGCGGUCACCAAGACUCCCUCAGGUUAUUUGUCAACCUGGCGUUGUUUUUGGCUUUGGAGAACAAUAACAAUGAAGUGGUCAAGCUUCUGAUCGAAGGUGGUGUUUCUAAAGAGUCGAGAGACUUUAACCACAGGACACCACUUCAUCGAGCAGUCAUCAGGGGUAACGUCAACUUGGUUGAGUAUCUGAUAGCCUGCGGUGCUGAGGUGAACGCUCUGGAUGUUCGAGAAGAAACACCAUGGACCCUAGCUGUAAGAAACCACGACGCGAAAAUGUGUGGUAUUCUUGUCAAAGCUGGUGCAAAUGUUCACACACGUAGUUACAACGGGGAGACUCUACUAUACGAAGCCGCUGCGGGUGGCAAAGCCAAGAUCGUGAAGCUCCUCCUUGACCAAGGUGUCAAUCCUUCAGUUCAAACAGCCUACGGAUGGUCCAGUCUACACUGGGCUGCUGGAAAUGGCAUGCUGGAGUGUGUUCGACUGUUGCUGGAUGCUGGUGCUGAAGUGAAUCCCUUGAGCGACACGCAGAAGUCGCCAUUGGACAUGGCAAUUGAUGGGAAACAGACAGAGAUUGGGGAUAUUCUCCGACACAGAGGCGCCAAGACUAGUGCUGAGCUUUAUUCGCAGUAUGGCGCGCCUCACUACUCGCCCUUCAGCCAGUGGCACUUUGGAGACGAAGAGAGUCAUAGUGAUUCCGGAGAUGAGGAGUAG
Messenger RNA from Fusarium pseudograminearum CS3096, 3303 nucleotides. RefSeq lists its product as uncharacterized. Bases 1 to 3303 code for a protein of 1100 amino acids. The transcript is spliced from 7 exons. The record is from RefSeq and is a predicted model, not a curated record. Gene Ontology annotation, molecular function: protein binding. Lineage: Eukaryota; Fungi; Ascomycota; Sordariomycetes; Hypocreales; Nectriaceae.